Merops nubicus (carmine bee-eater) is the source of this 1112-nucleotide messenger RNA. Its product is annotated as protein unc-13 homolog A-like. The transcript is spliced from 7 exons. Lineage: Eukaryota; Metazoa; Chordata; Aves; Coraciiformes; Meropidae. Gene Ontology annotation, biological process: dense core granule priming; synaptic vesicle priming; synaptic transmission, glutamatergic. Gene Ontology annotation, cellular component: synaptic vesicle membrane; presynaptic active zone cytoplasmic component; plasma membrane. The record is from RefSeq and is a predicted model, not a curated record. Gene Ontology annotation, molecular function: calmodulin binding; calcium ion binding; syntaxin-1 binding. The annotation marks the transcript as partial.
UCCCUGGUCCAGUCCAGGAAAGCCGGAAUCACGUCCGCGCUGGCCUCGAGCACCUUGAACAACGAGGAGCUGAAAAACCAUGUUUACAAGAAGACCCUGCAAGCCUUAGUGUACCCCAUCUCCUGCACGACGCCUCACAACUUCGAGGUGUGGACGGCCACCACUCCCACCUACUGCUACGAGUGCGAGGGGCUGCUCUGGGGCAUCGCCCGGCAGGGCAUGCGCUGCGCCGAGUGCGGCGUGAAGUGCCACGAGAAGUGCCAGGACCUGCUCAAUGCUGACUGCCUGCAGAGGGCAGCAGAGAAGAGCUCCAAGCACGGAGCAGAGGACCGGACCCAGAAUAUCAUCAUGGUGCUCAAGGACCGCAUGAAGAUUCGAGAGCGCAACAAGCCGGAGAUAUUCGAGCUGAUCCAGGAGGUGUUUGGAGUCACCAAGACCACGCACACGCAGCAGAUGAAGGCCGUGAAGCAGAGUGUCCUGGAUGGCACCUCCAAAUGGUCGGCCAAGAUCAGCAUCACGGUCGUCUGUGCCCAGGGCCUGCAAGCGAAGGAUAAGACAGGUUCCAGUGACCCAUAUGUCACUGUCCAGGUUGGAAAGACAAAAAAAAGGACCAAAACGAUCUAUGGCAAUCUCAACCCGGUCUGGGAGGAGAAUUUCCAUUUCGAGUGCCACAACUCCUCCGACCGCAUCAAGGUCCGUGUCUGGGACGAGGACGACGACAUCAAGUCCCGUGUCAAGCAGCGCUUCAAGAGGGAGUCUGACGACUUCCUGGGCCAAACGAUCAUCGAGGUCCGGACCCUGAGUGGGGAGAUGGACGUCUGGUACAACCUGGACAAGCGCACGGACAAGUCGGCCGUGUCGGGAGCCAUCCGGCUGCACAUCAGCGUGGAGAUCAAGGGCGAGGAGAAGGUGGCUCCCUACCACGUCCAGUACACCUGCCUGCACGAGAACCUGUUCCACUUCGUGACGGAUUUGCAAAACAACGGGGUGGUGAAGAUCCCCGACGCCAAGGGGGAUGAUGCCUGGAAGGUGUACUUUGAUGAGACAGCUCAGGAGAUCGUGGAUGAGUUUGCCAUGCGCUACGGGGUGGAGUCCAUCUACCAGGCCAUGAC